Messenger RNA from Nothobranchius furzeri (turquoise killifish), 2522 nucleotides. RefSeq names its product nuclear RNA export factor 1a (gene nxf1a). NCBI's taxonomy places the organism in Eukaryota, Metazoa, Chordata, Actinopteri, Cyprinodontiformes, Nothobranchiidae. The record is from RefSeq and is a predicted model, not a curated record. Gene Ontology annotation, cellular component: cytoplasm; nucleus. Gene Ontology annotation, biological process: poly(A)+ mRNA export from nucleus. Gene Ontology annotation, molecular function: RNA binding; protein binding.
GGAAAAGUGUGGGACAAACACAACCUAACAUCUUAGAGGGAAGAAAAUUCACGUUUUAGUUAAAAUAUUAUGAAACUGGGGGAAAUUAUUUUGAGCGUCAAUAUAACCGACAUAUAUCGAUGGAUGUCAGACUGUGCUUCUGAGUGUAGCUCGAAAACCGCCAUGCUAACGUAAAUAGCUUGCUAACGCUAACAUCUAGUGGGUUCCGUUCAAAAGACUAAAAACCGAUAAACCCGUUUAAAGUAUUGGCCACAUGAUUCCGAUUUGGAAAAGCUACUCCAACUUAGCCGUGGUGACACGUGUGCUAAAUGAUGACUAUGGAGAUUUUGUUGUGAAGAGAGAGGUCUCAAGCACAGGUCUCACGGUGCAAGAAGCAGAGCAUGAUGACAGGACACAACCAUUUCGAAACCGCAAAGGCAGAGGCUCUCACAAGGGUCGAUCAUUUGACCGAUCUCGAAGAGACCGUCAGAGAGGAGGCCACUCUGGGGGAUUUGGAGGUCCUGGACCACGAUCCAGGCUGGAUGAUACAGAUGUGACAAUGAGUGACAGCUCUCAAGACAGCAGCUCCCAGAGCAGAUUCAAUCCAUAUGUGAGACCACGGGGAGGCCCCGGACGGUUUGACAGAAGCAAGCGACAAGGCAAAUCAGGGGGAGGUGGAGGUGGAGGCGGUGGAGGUGGCAACAGGGCUAGAGGAGGUUUGAGAGCUCAGUCAAACUGGUAUAAAGUAACGAUACCACACGGACGAAAAUACGAUAAGAAAUGGUUGGUGCCAGCUCUUCAGAACAUCUGUUCAGUUCCGUACACACCCAUACAUUACCACUUUGACCACCACAGGGUCCAGUUCUAUGUGGAUGACUCUGCCACUGCCAGUGCUUUACACAGAUGCUCACACAAGAUCACAGACUCAGAUGGUUAUAAGGUGGAAGUACAAGUCAACCCAAGUAAUCCACCAGCCUUCCUGCAGUCUGACCUGAAACCCGAGCACUUGGAACAUCUUAAGCAAUGCAUGGCAAAACGUUUUGAUGGUUCUCAGCAAGCACUGGACUUAAACAACAUUCGAAUGGACCCAGACUUGGUGUCCCAGAACAUUGAUGUCAUCUUGAACAGGAGGACAAUCAUGGAGGCUGUCAUUAAGAUUAUUGAAGAAAACAUUCCUGAGCUGGCAUGUUUGAAUCUAAGCAACAACCGCAUUCACAAACUGGAUGACCUUACUGAUCUGGUCACCAAAGUGCCGAAUCUGAAGUCUCUCAACCUUUCAAACAAUGAGCUGAAGACUGAUCGAGACCUAGAAAAAAUCAAAGGCCUGAAGCUGGUGGAGCUGUGGCUGAACAGGAACCCUCUGUGUGAGCUCUUCAAGGACCAAGCUGCAUACAUCAGUGCAGUACGGCAGAGGUUUCCUCGGCUUCUCAAACUGGAUGGGCACGACCUCCCCCCACCUAUUGGAUUUGAUGUAGAGACCCGCACCGCCAUCCCUCCCUGCAAGGGCAGCUACUUUGGCUCAGAUGAAAUUAAGGGGCUCGUCCUUCAGUUCUUGCAGCAGUACUACAGUAUAUACGACUCUGGAGACAGACAGCCCCUUCUGAAUGCUUAUCAUGAUGGAGCUUCAUUGUCCAUCACCACUCCCUACACCACCCAGAACCCCUCCAGGAACAGUCUGGGAGAGUAUCACAAAGACAGUCGAAACCUGAAGAGGGUCAAAGACUCUACAAUGCGGUUUCGACUACUGAAGCACACUCGACUGAACGUUGUGGCGUUUCUCAACGAGUUUCCAAAAACGCAGCACGACAUUGCCUCCUUUACAGUUGAUGUGAACACUUACACGAACACGCUACUGUCAUUCACUGUGAGUGGCGUUUUUAAAGAAGUUGUUGUAGACGGAAAAUCCAGAGAAUCCACCAUGGCCUUUUUUCGGGUUCUGAUCACAGUUCCUGCAGGGACUUCUGGUUUGUGCAUUGUCAAUGAUCAGCUAUUCGUCCGAAUGGCGACGACAGAGGAGAUUCGCCGUGCGUUUGUAGCUCCAGCACCAACCCCAUCUUCCAGUCCUGUCCCAACACUAACAGCGCCCCAGCAAGAGAUGCUCACGUCCUUCUCCCAGAAGUCGGGCAUGAACCUGGAAUGGUCACAGAAAUGUCUGCUGGACAACGAGUGGGAUUUCAACAGAGCUGCUCAGAUAUUCACACAGUUGAAGGCGGAUGGCAAGAUCCCUGAUGUGGCCUUCAUAAAGUGAAGAAUUCAACCUUUUUUGUGAAAUAAAACCAGCUGUAAUUUUAUUUAUAGCAUGUUUUCUUUUAUUCCUGCCCCUAAUUUUACAGUCACAAUAUUCAGGUUUACUCAUGUUAAAUUUGUUUUAACAGCUAAAAGUCUUCUUUUGAGCUGCUGUCUUUGCUAGUUACACGUCACUCAGUAGUCUUUCUGUAUAGAUGAUAGGAGACGUGUUCAUAGAAUACAUACGUGAUGGGCAAUUGUUUAAAGUUGUUAAUCUGGAAUUUGUUAAAUGUUAAUAAAAUAUUUUUCGGAAAGCA